CUCAGUAGACAUACACACAUUAUCGGUGCAGGAAAAGAAUUAAACACCUUCACUUAAAGUUCAGAGGUGAGCUGCAUUUGAAGAAGAACUUCAAGAAUGCCGAGUUUAGGAGGAAAGAAAAAGGACAAUUUGUCCAGAUUUGAAAGAUUCAUUGAGGACUUGCCACAGCUGAGCAAUGAGAUGCAGCUGAGCAUCAUGAAUAAGGUGAAGACUGGCGAACUGUCCAUCGACGACGCUCUGGACUUGGCCAGGAAGGAUCGGGACCAGUUGACUAAAUCACAUAAUGUCCCUGAAGAGGAACAGUUUCCUUCACAGUGCAACUUCAGUGUACACAAGCACGGACGCUACAGGUGGAAGAAGCGGGUUAUUCAGAUGGAUUUCAACACCAAAAUGCUGUGCACCAUCGAGAAAGGCAUCAUCAAACGACAACUUCCCUUCGCUAUAAUCAAGAGUUGUGAUGACGGAGUCGGUUCCAGAUUCUCUAUCUCAUUCAAAGGCCACCAUGAUUACGAGCUAGAAGCCACUUCAUUAGACGACAAGCACAAGAUAAUGCAGCUUGUAAACCAGAUCAUUUACAGGAACAUCUACAGUCAUGCUGAGGAAGGCAGUGCAGGGACACUCCGGAAGCCGCAAGCAUCACAAACACUCCGAGAAGGUGUCCUGAUGCUGCACAGAGGCGGACUGGCAUCAUUCAAAUGGGUCAAAUAUGAGGUCCAGCUGCACUCUGGUCAGCUGACCUUGUCACCCUUUAAUCGAAGACGCGGCGCUGAAGGCGAGCUGGUGUCCUCGAUGCCCGUAAGUAUUGUGAUCCAUCUGUCGGAUGGCGACACCAGUGUCAAGAAACCUCACAGUACCGAUACCUUCACCCUUGUCACACGCAAAAACGAAUACCACUUUCGAGUGCUCCCAUCAUGUCAGCCAACGGAGCGGGAUGCCUGGGUCCAGGCGAUUGACAAGUUGUGUUCGGACUGGAAAAGGAAGUCCAAGGAUGAACGCAUGUUUGCGGGCAGCGAAAGCCUCCGACAUCUAAGCAUAGCUGAAGAUAUAGGAGAGGACAACAAUAACUCAGAUGUAGAGACUGCUGGCGAGGAUGUUUGCCAAGACCCAAAUUCGGUUGGUGACACAAGGCAAUGUUCUCCCUCGACAGUUCCUGAUGUUGAGACGCAGACAACACUUGAUCCUACCCAAUCCCAUCUGGGCCCUCAGUCUUCUAGCACUGAGACUCCCAACAAUCUAGGAGACUCGUUAGGGGACAAAGUUCCUGACACUAAGUCAAUCCCCCCGCCUCCACCUUUACCUUUCACAUUCAAGAUCCGUCCAAGAAAGAUCCACACCAAGGCAUUCCAUUGGGACCUAGUUACCCCCGCAAAGAUUGAGAAAUCAUUUUGGGGGAAAAUAAGCCAGCAAAGAGUUGAAGUCGACACAAAACGUUUGUACAUGCAAUUCUCAGUUAAGAAUCUAGGGUCUUUCGGAACACUGGAGCCCAGCAGUACACAACACAUCAUGCUCAACCAGAAGAUUGCACACAACUUCAACAUUUUCCUCAAAAGUUUUGCGGUGCAGCCUACAGAGCUGAAGGACAAGCUGUUCAUCAUUAACGAGGAGGACGGAGGUCUGUCUGAUGAGCACAUCACCUCUCUGAGGAGGUACGUUCCCACUGUGGAGGAUGUGGAGAUGUAUAAAUCCUACAAAGGACCUGUGAGUGAGCUGCAUAUUGUGGACCAGUAUAUGAUGGAGAUGUGUGACAUUCCAUACCUGGGCGCACAACUAGACCUGCUGCUGACCCUGAGAGAGCUUCCCAUCAGCAUGAGGGACCUGCAGCCUCUGAUUGGCCAGAAGAUUGCAAUGUGCAAACAACUUCACACCUGCAAGUCAUUCGUUUCUUUGCUGGAAUACCUGCUGGCCAUCGGCAAUUACCUCAACGAGAACGCCGGAAAGGAAAAGGCCAAGGGAUUCCGCCUCUCAUCCUUAGCUAAACUGUCGCAGCUUCGCGGUCGAGAGCGGACUUUCACCUUGCUCCAUGCCCUUGUGGAACAGAUCAUGUUGCGUGAGCCGGGCUUGGCCAACUUUACCAACGAGUUGGCGGAAUUUGAAGCGGUCCCAGGAGCUUCUGUCAAAGGCCUAACUGCCGAGGUAGACGUCCUGAAGAAUGAACUGCAGAAAGUCAUUCAAUAUGGAAAAACCUUCAAGAAGAGAAAUGUUGGGGCACAUCAUGCACACUUCAGUAAAGACCUUAAGGUGGCAGUGGAGAAAUACAACGCAGAUCUUUUGGACUUGAUUAAGUCUUGUGAGGAGAUGAGGACGCUCUAUUCCUGCAUUUUGGUAAAAUUUGGAGAAGCAGUUGACCAGGACUCUCUGGAGCUGUUUGGCUUCAUCUGUCAAUUCAUUCAUGACUUCAAGAGAGCCCGUGCUGAUGUUAUGUAGAUGGUAAUGUACAUUAGAGUGAAUUAGAAAUGAGAGUGACAUGGGAUGAGAAUAUAAACCCUUUGGUGUCUAUCAUAUUUUCCCCUCAGUGACUUGGAUUGUCAUUUCAUCCACCACCCCUCUUCAAAAUUUUGUAUUUUUAAGUAGUCUUGCGAAUUGCCCGAUUUUAUUUAUAUCAAUUAGGACUGUCCCGAUCGCAUAUUUUGUCACCCGAGUCCGAGUCACCUGAUUUUGACAAUCUGCCAAAUCCAAGUCUCUAUCCGAUACCAGAAAAAAAGUUGUUUUUUUAACAAAAGUUCCAAACAUGUUACUGUCCCGCCUUCAUAAUGUGAAUUAUUUUUUUCUUAAACAAGAAUGAUGUAGAAAAAUAUUUGUCUUUAUUAUCUGCAGAGAACAGCCUCUCACUGACACAAUGAGUUGCCACAGCACAUUUAGCUAUGUUUGACAGAUUUGUACCUUUGAUCGUUGAGCUACCAAGCUUCUCUGGCAAAAUCAAACUACAAACCUGUCAAUCAUUGUUAGCUUUAAGUGCCAAACGCAAUCUGGACAGUUUGGUCGCACUGCUUAGCAGGAAGGAGGGUGAGAGGCUGUGGCGAUGUACGAGCGAGAGGCAGAAAAAUAAAUAUUUUUUAGUUAAUAACCCUAUCCUUUUCACCCGAUUCCAAUCCUCUGAAUAAUGGCACGAUCGGCCCGAUUUCCGAUCACGUAAUCAGAUCAGACCAUCCCUAAUGUCAACGUAUGUGAAGACUAAACAGAAUAAAGCUAGUGUUGGAUAAAUACAUUUGCACACUUUUGUAAGACUUAGUGUGAAAGAAGGAAAUUGUGUAGUAAAAUUCAUGCAAAAGCAUUUUUCCAAUUUUGGGGAAUUUUACCUUAUAUUUGGUCUCCAUUUUGCACUUUGGGAAAGAAAAUACUGUACUAAAUCCAUUGUAUGGAUUAAUGCGUUGUGUUGAGAUAGAUAUCAUUGGAGUUCAAUCUGUAUGAAUAAAUAUA
Corythoichthys intestinalis (scribbled pipefish) is the source of this 3417-nucleotide messenger RNA. Its product is annotated as formin-H. The record is from RefSeq and is a predicted model, not a curated record. NCBI's taxonomy places the organism in Eukaryota, Metazoa, Chordata, Actinopteri, Syngnathiformes, Syngnathidae. The transcript has 17 exons. Bases 97 to 2424 code for a protein of 775 amino acids.